This is a messenger RNA of Solanum lycopersicum (tomato), 1583 nucleotides long. RefSeq names its product triacylglycerol lipase 2. Lineage: Eukaryota; Viridiplantae; Streptophyta; Magnoliopsida; Solanales; Solanaceae. The record is from RefSeq and is a predicted model, not a curated record. Gene Ontology annotation, biological process: lipid metabolic process. Gene Ontology annotation, molecular function: hydrolase activity, acting on ester bonds.
CUUCUUUUCUCGGUCACAGCUCCCUCCCACUGUUCUCUCCACUUAUAAAUAGUUGUGGCUUUAAUUUUACAGAGCACAACACUGUCUGCAAUAUAUCUUCCUUCCUCACGCCGUGUUUCUAAUAGAAUGGCGGAGCUAAGAAACUUUCCGAGUCUAAGCAUUUUAAGUUUAAUGGCAUUACUCAUCUUAGCAGUGGAGCAAUACGAAUCAUUAGGCUCUAGCAGGAAAUCUGUUCAUUCUGGCUUCAAAACCGAUUAUAAUGGCGUGGGUAGUGGAAUGUGCGCCUCUGCCGUCACUGUUCAUGGUUAUAAAUGCCAGGAAUUUGAGGUAACAACUGAUGAUGGAUACAUACUUAGCGUACAAAGAAUACCAGAAGGCCGUGUAGGAGGAGAUGGUGGGCCGAAGACGAACAGGCAGCCAGUACUGUUGCAGCACGGCGUUCUUGUGGAUGGAGUAACAUGGCUGCAGAAUUCACCAGCACAAUCACCGGCGAUGAUCUUGGCAGAUAAUGGCUUUGAUGUUUGGAUUUCCAAUAUCAGGGGAACCAGAUAUAGCCGUCGCCAUGUCACUCUUGAUCCUGAUAGUGCGGACUACUGGAAUUGGACAUGGGAUGAUCUUGUCGCACAAGACUUGCCUGCUCUUGUUGACCUUGUCUUUAAACAAACUGGGCGGAAAAUUCACUAUAUAGGCCAUUCAAUGGGCACCUUGAUAGCGUUGGCGUCCUUUUCAGAAGGGAAACAAAUAGACAAGGUAAAAUCAGCAGCCUUGCUCAGCCCAGUUGCUUAUUUGAGCCAUAUGACCACUGCACUCGGUGAUGUUGCUGCUAGAGCUUUUGUUAGCGAGAUCACUACAAUAUUUGGUCUUGCAGAAUUUAAUCCAAGAGGUGAGCCUGUGUCCGAUUUUCUCAAGGUCUUAUGUGCUCAAGCUGGGGUGGACUGUUAUGACUUGAUAACUGCACUUACUGGAAAGAACUGCUGUCUAAAUGCUUCCACGGUCAAUCAUUUCUUGAAGAACGAGCCUCAGUCUACAUCAACUAAGAACCUCGUGCAUUUGUCUCAGACUGUUAGAGAUGGUGUCUUGUCGAAAUAUGACUAUGGGAGCAACGACUUCAAUCAGGCGCACUACGGUGAAACCAAGCCUCCAAGGUACAAUUUGACAAAUAUCCCUCAUGAUUUCCCCCUGUUUCUCAGCUAUGGAGGCCAAGAUGCACUGUCUGAUGUUCAAGAUGUUGAGACAUUACUUGAUAAUCUCAAGUACCACGAUGUAGAGAAGCUACAUGUUCAGUAUAUCAAAGAUUACGCUCAUGCAGACUUCAUCAUUGGGAUUACUGCUAAGGAUAUCGUCUACAACCAGAUUAUCUCCUUUUUCAGAAACCAAGGAUGAACACCUUUGGGAUUGAAAUAAGCUAGUAAUAUAUCGGAUUUUGUUUUACAAAAAACUUAGCAAAAUACAUUGUAUCCGCAUUCAAAAUCUAAUCAUAAUUGAAAUGGUACGUGUGACCACUGUAUAUGUAUAUAUUUUUUCAAAGAAACUUUGAAAGUUGGCAUCAACUUUUGUUGUAUAUCGCAAGAAAUUACGCUGCA